Messenger RNA from Tetrahymena thermophila SB210, 1671 nucleotides. Its product is annotated as MATE efflux family protein. The record is from RefSeq and is a predicted model, not a curated record. NCBI's taxonomy places the organism in Eukaryota, Ciliophora, Oligohymenophorea, Hymenostomatida, Tetrahymenidae. Gene Ontology annotation, cellular component: membrane. Gene Ontology annotation, molecular function: antiporter activity; xenobiotic transmembrane transporter activity. Gene Ontology annotation, biological process: transmembrane transport. The transcript has a single exon.
AUGGAGAAAGUAUAAACCAAUUCAAUUUCAUCUAAGGAUUAUGAAUCAUCUUUGAUUGUUCACAAUAAUUAGGAGAAUUUAGAAAAUGCUGAAGGAAUUAAUAAACGUUAAAACAUUUAAAGUGGAUAUGAAUAAUCACUUGCUCUUUCAGAUGAAACAAUGAAUUAACAAAGAAGAGAAAAUAGCAACGAUUAAGUUGUAGCUUAAGAAUAAUAACAUGAAUAAGCUAAUUUUAAAUGGCUUUUCUAAUCUUGCUUCGAAAUGGCAUUGAGUUUUGUUAUUGAUUGGAUGCCAUAUACAGCAACAUUAUAUUUUAUUUCAUCAAAUAGCUCUGAAAAUAUAGUUAAUGGUUUUGGUUUAGGUUUAGUUUGGUCAAAUUGUAUUGGUCAAGGAUUACUUUAUGGAUUAGGCAGUGGUUUAGAAACAAUGGCUUCUCAUGCGCACGGCGCUCACAAAUAUAAGUAAGUUGGAUAGUUAUUCAACAAAGCUGUUUUGCUUUCCUUUAUUGUCUUUGUAGUUAUCUUGUUUGCCAUGAUUUUUUCAGAAAGUAUUUUAGGAUUGUGGAAUUCAAAUAAAGAUGUAUGUAGUAUUGCAGCAGAGUAUUGCCAAUUAAUCAUUCCUGGCUUGUUCAUUGUCAUUUUUUACUACGUUAUUAAAGCCACGCUUAAUGCAGUUAAUGAAUAUAGAAUACAAGUCUAUGUAUCUGCAAUUAAUCUAGCUACUCAUUUAAUCUAUUGCUAUAUCUUUAUCAAGGUUUUAGAUUUAAAAAUUAAAGGAGCAGCAAUCGUUUUUUGCUUAUGGGAGAUAUAAACAGUCGUAAUGCAAGUUUUAGUUGUGAUUUACAAGAAAAAAGUUAGGAGGUGCUUUGUUAAGCCAACUCUCGAAGUUUUUAAUGAUUUUUUGGGAUAUUUAAAAGUCGUUAUUCCUAUUGGUGCAAUUGUUGGUUUGGAAUGGAUUAUUUAAGAAGUUACAUCUAUUAUUGCUUCCAAUUUAUCUGAGGCUUAAUAUUCUGCUCAUAUUAUUAUUGCUUAAAUUAGCAUGUUUUGUUAUUAAUUCUUGGUUGGAUAUUCUACAGCAUCUUGUACUUUUAUAGGAAAUGAAAUGGGUAAAAAGAAUGUGGCAAACGCUAAAAAAUAUACCAUUUACACAGUUUACAUCAUUUUUGGACAUUUAGCUGUUGUUAUUAUUCCUCUCGCUCUGCUGAAAAAGUAGAUAGCAGAAUUUUUUACUGAUUCAAGCAGUACAAUCGAUGCAAUUGAAUCAGUUUAUUACUGGUUUAUCGCAGUUUUUCUGAUACAAUCAUUCACUUCUCUUAUGGGAGCUUAUAUGAGAGCUAUAGCAUAAGAAAAAUUCUGUAGUUUUGUUUAUCUAACUUCUUCAGGUGUUAUUGGUAUUUCGUCAAGCUACAGCUUGGCAUAUCCUGCAGAUCUCAAGCUAGAUGGAAUUUGGAUAGGACAAGUAAUAGCCACAGGUGUCUUUUUGCUGGCUAUGAUAAUAUAGGCUUUUAGAGUAGAUAUUAAUAAAAUGGCAAUAAUUAUUUCUAAAAGAUUAGAAGAAGAAAAUGCAGAAUUAUAAAAAGAACUUCUUGAAAAUAGAGAAGAAGAGGAAGAUGAUAGUGAAAACGAAAGUCAUAAAUAAACAGAAAAUACCUAAGAAAGAAAUAAUUCUUGA